AUAUGGGUUGCUGUAGUUAAUGGUUUUAUAUGUCCAACGCAUGCUAGUAUCCAUAUUUUUGCAAUGACAUGACUGCAAAAACACUUCAAUUUUUGCAAUGGGAUACUGAGAUCCAAAGCGAUUCCCUUCAUGCCGUAACAUGAUUCACUUCUUUUAUUUGUGAGUGUAAUUUACCAGAAGAGUAUGUCCUUUUGCAGGGAGGGCAUUGACAUGUUUUGUUGGUUGCUGAGCCUGCCUGUGGAAAGUGUUGUGCAAAUAUCACUUUCAUGUUCAUAUUUUUCCUGACAAUGCUCUUAUAGCUGAAUGUGGAGAGUUUGGUUCAUCAAAAUUGUUCCAAAAGUACUUAAAUCCUUGUCUGUUCACAUAUUAACUUGCAGGGUUUAGCUAAGAGUUGGGAAACUCUUAUAGGGUCUCUCUUUCAGUGCUGCAUCACCUCAUGACUAAUUUUGAGAAGCAGCGUUGUUUGGUAGUGUAUUAUUAGUUUAUGCUACCUAAUAGCAUCAAGACCUUCAGUAUAAGCAUGCCAUUGUUGUUAUUCUGGCCCUGAUUACUGGAACGAUGGCAGCAAUGGUCAUCUCCUGUGUAUUCACUACCGUUAUUUGGUUUCUUGUAUGGUGUUUUUUCAUUUGCCUCUGUUUUGUUCUUUGGCUGAAGCCAAAGAGUAAAAGACUAAGUUAUCCCUUCUCUUUAAUAUUUGGGCACAUUGUUGGAAUGAAGAGGAUGGUGUCAAUGGACCUACAAGCUGAUGGUGGGAAAACUAGAAGGAAACCUCACAUCUUACUGUUCUCUAACUCAAAUUCCCGUAUUUCAAGCUGUUGACUGAGCAAUUUGGUAAAGUAUUUCAUCCUGGCACAGACUGUUGUUUUGUUAAGUUUCCAACUUAGUUAUGUAUGUUAUAGUUGUAGAAAAUAGUCUAAUGGUCUGUUUAUCUUGUGGUAUGCAUUCCAUUUAAGUAUGGACUGCGACAGGGAGGGGCAUUAUAUGAGAGGGGGAAGGAUGCCACCCAUUGCCAAAAAGAAAAAGGCCACGGACAGUAGAACUAACUUUCUGCCUGGUGCAUGUCUUGGACCUUCAAGUUGUCUCUGUUCUUGAAAGUUUCUUUGUGGUAUUUUUUGUUGGCAUUCAACGCCAAAACAGUUAGACUUGUCCCCAAGAUUUAUAAUCUGGUCUGUAAUGACUUUGAACUCUUUCACUGGAAGCCCUACUGCUCAGUCUGGUUGGUCCUCAAAUACUAGAACUACUGAAAUUGCAGGGUGAAGUCCCUUAAACCUACUUAGCUAUUUCCAUUUUCUGUCACAGAAUCAUUUAGUUGUUUUUAUCAAUCUUCAAUGUAAGGAGAUUCUUAUGAUCAUGCAUGUUAAUCUGCAUAUAUUGGUCCUCUUUAUCUGACAUUCUCAUUGCUAUUGGUUUUUGCUUCUUAUUUUGUAAUUUUUAACCCUUUGCCCAUUGACUAAAUAAAUCUGAGUGACAAAUAUUGAUGAGGCUUUACAUUAUAACAGGAGGCUCGGCACCUUGUUAGGGAAUUAUCUUCAGAUCCUUUGACUAGGGUAAACCUGCUCAUCCUCAGAAGGUUGGCACCCUUAUUAUUAAGGUCAUUACAACAAAUGGCGCACAUUGGUCCAGUAAUGAAAAACAAAAAGCUCCCCGGCUUUACAUGUGCAAAGUGAAGGUAUUUCAAGAUGGGAGAUUUAGGCUUGCUGACUUAACUUGGAUUUUGGCACUGCAAUGCUUAUUGGAGUAAAUAAACUUGGAAUCAUGCAGGAUUUGUUAAUUGUUGAAUCUACAAAUAUGCUGGUCAAAACUUGCGAAUGUGCUAAAAUGGAUGGCUGAACCUCUGAUUUGCUCGUGGACGGUGUUUGGUAUUGACUGUGAUGAAGGAAUACAAAUAUUUUUUCAGGGUAAUGAUCAUAUUAAGGCCAUGAUGAGUACAAGGACUACUCGUGGAGUUUGCCUUGUUAAGGUUGAGGUGUUUAACAUGCACAACAGUGGAGUGUGAAGCUAAAGUGGCCAUGUUGAAUGCUCCCUCAUUCUUCACCUCUUAUAUUCAUUUGAGUCAGAUUUUCACAAACUGAGAAAAAUAAAAUGGUCUGGAGACUAGAGAAGGAGAUCUACUUAAUAAUUGUGGACAGUUUGCAGGAGGGUGCAGACGGCCAUUCCGGUGUCUUGUUACAUGUAAUCAUGCAAGUUGCUACUUGCCAAGAACGGUGAGCUUGGACAUUCCACAGACGACCAAUUUAUAGUUCACAUAACUGCAAGGACAUCUUCCUGGCUGCAUCUGAGUUCACUUCCAUUGCUGCAACAUGGGUUUGAUGGUAAUGGCAUCACAUCCUGAGCAGCGAUAUGAUAUAUGCACGGUCCCAGAAGUUCCCGGGGGUCACCUUCCUGAUGCAGCAGUUAUAGGCUUGGCAAGUUGAAAGUGGUAUGUAAUUGUUCGUAGGCUAUAACCAAGCUUAUUUGGAAUCUUGGUUUGUAAUCAACAACUGAAAAUAGUGGUCGAUUGUUUUCCAAUAUUUCUUGCUAAGAGACCAAUUUGAUUGCCUCAGCUUUGCUUUACAUGCCUUUUGGUUUUCCACUAUUUCUUGGUCUCAAAGAGAUGAACUUCCCUUUGAAGAUCCAUUGGAUUGCCAACUACAGCCACAUUCCAUGAUUUGGUUUUCAGAAUUCAUCUUCAACCGCCUACACUACCUGAGUUUCUCCAUCCUAGACUUGACAGUGGAACUUGGACUGGUUCAUCAAAUAAAUUUGAAUAUUCAUUAAUUGACCUUUUUUUGUGGUGGAUGAAAGUUUAAUUAAUUAUUACAGAAGAAAAUCGUGAGAGCCUCUAAGGCGCGAACGAUGCAACUGAACCAACAACCAAGGGACAAAUUUGUAAUAACAAUAAAAAAACCAUGAAAAAUUGAAAAUGAUCAGCAACACUCAACGUGCUUCCACCCCCUUAUCUUCCGUCCCAUAAAUGUUGUUAACACCCUGAACCCACCUUCCUCCACAAACCUCCACAACUUCGUGACAUGUCUCUCCCGUUCCUCCGCUCACUUCUCCGAGCCCUCACGUCCAGGUGGCCGGUUUUUCUCUAUGCAGCCACCUGGACUCUUUUUCUGACGGUGACAGUGGCCGUGGCUUCUUUCUCUCCUGAGAUUGCGUUCGUCACGGCCAUAUCUCCCUCCUCGCCUUUCUCCAAGUCUUGUGCCGGAGAGGGGUUUGUUAGAAUACCCUUGGAUUAUCCAAGAGAGGCAAUGUGCUUCCCGACUAACGUGGUUCGGAGGUCCAACUUGGAUUUCUUUGUGCCUACGGUGUUUGCUGCUUUGAUUGUGGCGGGUUCGGCUUUUGUGGUGCGGUCCUUAGCCUUGUGGGAGGGGACACAGAGACGCAGAGAGGUUGAUGAUGGCUUGAUGUUGUUCUCUAGAAACUAAUAUAAAGUUCCAUGUAAUUCUUUUUUAGAUGCUUCAAUAGCUCAAUGGUUUUACUUAUUUAUUUUCUUGGAUUACAUUUCAGAUUAUAUCCAUGGUUAACUUGUUAAGUUUAUGGCGAAUUUUAGUAGAAUAUUAGGCAUCCCUUCUUUAUUUUGAUUUGU
Prunus dulcis (almond) is the source of this 3571-nucleotide messenger RNA. RefSeq lists its product as uncharacterized. Lineage: Eukaryota; Viridiplantae; Streptophyta; Magnoliopsida; Rosales; Rosaceae. Bases 3009 to 3410 code for a protein of 133 amino acids. The record is from RefSeq and is a predicted model, not a curated record. The transcript is spliced from 2 exons.